GUACAGACAGGAUUAGAUACACUCACGGCCUCCAUUGUGGUUCCUGCAACUCCCUUCUUUAUUCAGCAGUAAGUGAAGGGCAUACGACUUUUUUUGUUUUCCCUUGCCUUUUCACUUCUCCUGUCCACGAAUCCUGUUCCUGGUGUCUCCAUUCCUUGAAUCCGAACUACUGGAAUUCUGGAGGGAACUGUGUGCUUUUUAGACCGGACAGGUUCUUUUAUCUGUUUCGCAUCCGCUGUUAAGCUCCGGGCCCCGGAGCCGCCAGGCUGAAUAGUCCCGGGCACGCCUGGGGGCGGCCGCGCUCGUCCUUCGGCUCCGCGGGGUGCGGCCGCCUGGGGCCCGGCGCCGGCAGGAGCAUCCCGGCUCCCGGGCCCCGCAGCCCGGCCCAGCGUGCCCGGGCGGGGCGGGCGGGACGCGGGCGGCUCCCGGCCCCGCUCCGUGCGGCCGCUGCCGGCGGGAGCGCCGGGGCCGGGCGGGUCCCGCCGGGGCUGUCGGCGGCAGCGCUGCUCGGCACCCGCAGGAUUGUGCCUGGCUGAAGGACUGCGGGAUGGGCCAGGGGCCGUGGGAAACCAGCUCGGGAAUCUUCGCUGCCAGGAGCAGCGUGCAGCCGCUGCGCGUUGUUUCCAUUGUCACCGGCUUCGGUGUUGGGCAGCUUUGGAAGGCGAGGGACUAAACCGAGAGCCGAAGGCUGCGGUUGCCUGUCUUUAUUCCUGGUCAAAGAGCCGGUGUUUGCCAAUUCAUCUGGGGCAUUUACACCUCUGGAGUUCUUUAGUCUCCGACUGUAACUGUUUCAGGACAAGACAAUGUACCAAGGACCAUGUCUUUGUAACUGUGAAGGGUUGUUAGAAGUAUUAAUCUGUUUUCUUGGAAGUUUUUGAUUUUUCCUGUCCUUGCAGGCUUUUCAGAUGCCUUCUUUCAGAAGAACUGCACCUGGAAUACUAUGACAGCAAACAGUGUAAUUGGGAAUGUGUAAGCAGUUUAAAAAUUAUGGGGACAGUCUUUGGGAUAAGACUUGUUACCAAUCUUCAGGAGGCAGCUCUUGACUUAUUUAUCUCCCAACUCUAGGAGAUUAUCAGAAUGCCAAAAUAUCCUUCAAUUCCUGUGCCCCAAAGAGAAUGACAAAAUAGCAGCUGGUCCCUGUGGUCUACCCUACCAUCAUCUGCUCGAGAUCUCUGGCUCAGAAUGCCCAAUCUCAUAUUGCUCUUUAUGUAAAGACAUAAAACUUUUAUAUAAGGGCAACACUAAGAGUAUUUAAAGGAAUCUUGUAUUAAUAACAAAAAAUGCAUAUUUUCACCUUGAAGGGGAAGGAAAGCAAAAUUCCUCUGUUGGAUUAAUGACGUUUCUUUUCUAAUUGUAAAUAUCUUUGUUUAGUUCAGUUGAUAGACCACUUUGCUUUUUGUUAAAGUCUUCCCCAAAAAUAAGAAUAUGCACUUUUUUCUCUCUCUUUACAGAUAGAUGCUGUUGAACUCUUAGCAGAACAGUGAGAAAAUUGGCUGAUUCAGUUGAAAGCUUUAAAUGCAGUAGAAAAAGCAGCUUUGCUCUCUGCUUUCAAGGCCACAGGCUCUCAACCAGCACCUGCCUUUGGAAUGGGAGGACAGCAAACCUCAGGCUUUGGGCUGUCAAGCUUUCCAGUGAGCAGCAGCAGCAGCAGUACCAGUGCCAGCAGUUUCUCCUUUAAGGCCAGUUCCAGCCUCAUCAGUUCAACAUCACCUGGGAGCAGCCCUGCUGCUGGGAGCUCUUCUGCUGCUGCAAAUGCUCCUGCAUUUGGGACAGCAUCCUCUCCUAGUGCGCCCCAACCCGUUGGCUUUGGCAGCCCGGCCGCUCCAUCCGCAGCCUCCUUCUCCUUUAAAGCAGCUGCCACGGCUGGUGGCUUUGGGACUUCUGGCUUCUCAGGCUUUGGUAGUGCUUCUGCUGUGAACUCUGCAAGCACCACUCCAGCAGCCUUUGGAGCCUUUGGUGCCACUGGUGCCACUUGUGGCUCGCCUGCGAGCGGUGCUUUGUUUGGACAGAGCGCCAGUGCCUCUGGCCAUCCUGUCACCUCAGCGUCUGCUGCAGCCACCAACCCCAGCCCUGCCUCAGAGAAGUUAUUCACACCCAAGAGUGAACUGUCAGCUGAAGAGUGGCAGCAGUUUGAAGCAAAGGAGUUCACAAUCAGAAAGAUUCCUUUAUUGCCACCACCAUUAGAACUUUUAAAUGCUUUCAACCUUUUAAGUUUACUCUGAAAUGUUAAUUUUUAUUUCCUUUGAUUCUCUUCUGCAGAAACAACUGCACAAAUAUAAACUUUUGAACCUUAUUUUGGGAUGACUUCAUACAUCUGAAAGAUGAACUGUUGAAACUAAAAUGCCUUCUGUAUGCUGUCCUGUGAAAUUUUGUAUAAAGACUACAUGAAAAAUAUGGUGUCAAAAGAAAGAAUAUUUCAGUCAGUUAUUUAAAACCUACUCUUGUAUCAAUGUAUUAUCUCCAGAUGUACAUCUGUGGGAUGUAGGACUGACCAUGAAAGCUUUUUCCCCCUUGCCCCAACAAUUGGUGUUGUACAUUUAUUGGUGAGCCCUUACUGACAGUUAUUACUGCAUGUGUGCCUUUGCUGUCUUUCAAAAAUCUGUUGUUUUAUUCCCCAGCUUUACUGAAACUAGAUGAUCUCUAAGGGAUGCCUCUAUAAUUUGCUCCAGUCCCCUUCACUAAUUAUCAAAAUCCUCCAGCAUCCUAAUGUUUACAUCUUUAAGUUCACCCUUCCUGUCCACGAAUGGCACAUGGAUUCAGGUCAAAAGGAGGGGCCACUUCAGACCCCACACAACCCCUGCCUAUCCUUUUGCCUUCUCUAAUACCAUUCUCUUCUCAUCCAUAUUAAAAAGGGGUUCAAUAUAGCCUACAUCUCCCACCAAUUAGGGUUAUGAGACAGCAUGAUAUUUUCCGAAAGCUGAUACAUUCCUUCAGGGUUCUCUCAUUAUGAACCACAGAUCAUUUCCAAUUCAAAAAAUCAAAAGUAGUACGAGGAACAUAUCCAGAAAAAAAAUGGUGAUGCUCUGCCCCCACUGCUUGUCUGUGCUUUUGAGCUGUAUCCUCUUUAUCCAUCUCCACCCUGCUGUUUUAGGGGUGUGGAAUGAAGGGAACUAACUUUUGCACAUAAAACCUCAUCCCCUUUUCCAACAUCCACUGUAAAAUAAUAUUAAUCUGCAAUGGCACAUUUUCCCCAUACUCCAAUUUAUAAAAUGGCCACUAGUGAUGACAAUAGCUCUUCAUUUUAUCCUUAGUCACUGGUUCUGCCCUAAACACAUUCCAGUUUUUGGGGAUGCAUCCUAGACAGCUGUGGGGAAGAAUUGUACAUUGGCAUGUUCUCAUCAUUUAAUUUUAUAACAUUCAAGUUACGCAAUUCCUUUACCCUUAGGUCCAGACCUUCCAUAGUUACAUGACCCUAGUCCCCCUGACUGGUUACACUGAUAAACAUACACCAUUUGAAAGAGGAACACUGGUGCACCUACCAAUCCAAGAAUUCUAUUCCCCUUUUUGCAUUUACUUGAGUCUCUCUGCAGCAUUGCACCUCUGAGUUGCUCACCACCUUGGGACUGGAAAGGAUGUGGUGGAGUCUGUAAUCAGGUGGUCAGUACAUGCUGCAGUCCUGUCUCAUCCAGCUCUCCAUUGCCAGAGGAAGCAAGAUGGUCUAGUCAACACUUUUGGCCAUGCCACCUGGGUACCCAGAACUCCCAAUAUGGAUUCUACUGGGUGCAAGAAGCAGAUUUGCACGCAGGGUAGAGUUUAUAGAAUAUCCUGACUUGGAAGGGACCCACAAGGAUCAUCGAAGUCCAGCUCCUUGCACAGGGCCAUCCCCAAGAGUCACAUGUGCCUGAGCUCUGUCAGGUUGUGCUGUGACAAUUUCCCUGGGGAGCUUUCUCCAGUGCCCAACCAGCUUCCGGGUGAAGAACCUUUUUCUAAUACCCAACGUAAAGCUCCCCUCAUUGUGUCAUUAGAAAAAAGUUCUUCAGGUCAUUCCCUCAGGUUCUGUCACUGGUCCGUGGUGAGGAAAGAUCAGUGCCUGCCCCUCUAUUUCCUGAGAAGUUGUGAACUGCAACUCAGUCUCAUCUCCUUCAGGCUGAACAGACCAAGAGCCCUGAGCUGCUCCUCACACUGUUUCCCCUCAAGGCUCUUCUUGAUCUUCAUUGCCCUCCUUUGGAUGCUCUCUACCAGCUUUAUAUUCUUAUACUGAGGUGCUCAGAACUGCCCCCAGGACUUGAGAUGAAGCCACCCCAGUACAGAGCCAAACGGGACAAUCCCUCCCUUGCCUGGCUGGUGAUGCUGUGCCUGAUGCACAGAGAUUUUUAUUACAUGGCUGUGCACAUGGGUGCUGGGCAGUGAAUCCCUAAAUGUAGCACAGCCUCUGUGUGCCAGCCCGCCACUUUUAUACCCGUCAAACAGCAACAGCUCAACAUCUCCAAACUAUAGUGUACCUACAGUGAGAGACUAGAGAAAAUGGCCUUGACCUGAGACAGGAGAUUCAGGUUACAUAUUAGAAAACAGUUUUUCACUGUUAGGGUGGUCAGGCAUUGGAAUAGGUUGCCCAGGGAGGUGGUGGAGUCACUGUUGCAAUAUGUGGUACAAUUUUCCUAAGAAAGGAUGUUGUUUAAUGCUUGAUCUUUAUAUACUUUCAAGCCUAAGCAACAAGAAGGGAGAUUUAGCCCUGAAAGAGAUAGCAGCUGGAAAGCUCUAAAUGAUGCUCAUGUGCUAGAAGUAGGUAGAAUUGCCUUGUUAGGGUUCAGAGCUGGACAUGCUUCACUGAUCUCAGAGCUGGGUGAGGUUAACAAAGCUUGGGAAGAAAGAUGUAGCACUGAUAGUGCUAGGACACAAAGAAUGCAGAAUUUACACACCACAAGGAUAUUCGUCAGAACCUCCAAGAUAAGGAAGAAAAUAAUAAAAACAACUCAGCAACUGUGCUGAAACCUGCUCUGACUGGGUAAAGGGUAAUUCCAGCAGGGGGAUUUGUGACCACUGGCUGGUGGACCACCAACCCAAGAAAGCCAUGGGCCCACAAGAAGAGAAAGACUGAGCAUGCGGACUAAUUGACAUGAGAAGUGAGAGAGUAAUUAAUCAAUAGAAGAUAGAAUAUGAAUUAGUAAGAGAGCUGUGUAACUUGUAGCUGAUUAAUGCUAAUUCCUUUGUUUGCUAAAAUGUAUAAAUAUAAAAAAGUUUUGAUAGCUGGUGUGCUUGAUUUGUGGAAUACCAUCUAGCACCCGGGCUUGUGCAACUGUGAAAUAAACAGUCUUUCAAAUGUGUAA
Messenger RNA from Passer domesticus (house sparrow), 5267 nucleotides. Its product is annotated as nucleoporin NUP42-like. Gene Ontology annotation, molecular function: nuclear export signal receptor activity. Lineage: Eukaryota; Metazoa; Chordata; Aves; Passeriformes; Passeridae. The record is from RefSeq and is a predicted model, not a curated record. Gene Ontology annotation, cellular component: nuclear envelope.